This is a messenger RNA of Plenodomus lingam JN3, 1941 nucleotides long. RefSeq lists its product as uncharacterized. Lineage: Eukaryota; Fungi; Ascomycota; Dothideomycetes; Pleosporales; Leptosphaeriaceae. Gene Ontology annotation, molecular function: alpha-(1->6)-fucosyltransferase activity. The record is from RefSeq and is a predicted model, not a curated record. Gene Ontology annotation, biological process: protein N-linked glycosylation.
AUGCUCAACCAGGUCCACAAAUCCUUCUCCAAAAUGCACGCUCGACGGAACCCAAAUCUGUCGAUCCAGUCGACAGCCUCGUACUCGCAACUCAGCCCCCAGGUCCAGUCGGCCACAUCGGCCGUUUUCCUCUCGCCAACCGUAGCGUCGCGCCGGGGUUUACUGAGUGGGCGAUCACCACCCCCAAGUCCGAAUCUACCGAGCUUGAUCCCGAGACAUGGCAAGAAGAAAACGCAGCAGUCGGCCGGCCAUUCGAGGACGGUGAAGACCGUCUUGAUCGGUUGCUGUGGCGUGCUCCUGUUGUGUUGGAUGGUGCUGCGCCAGAUCUACACCACUACCCCGCAUGGCGCUGUCAACUAUGAAGACGAGACGAGUGGGGACGAGUGGGAAAUGGUGGGCGGCGCUGGUCUGCCGCAGGAACCGAGUGCGGUUGCUGUGCAGGAUGCAAAAGGCAAGAUGAGGUGGACUGUCUCUAUUCCCCAUGACUUGGACUUUCCCUUGCGCCCGAGCCAGUAUCGGGAUAUCUGCCACACGAGCAUGGAGCUGGCCAAGAGUAUAAGGCAGGAUGCGCAGAAGAGCAGUACCAAGAGGAUGUUGGCCUAUUACCAGAAAGAUGAGUAUUAUAUCGAUGUCAAAGACGCGGAAGAGCAGGGAUUGCUUCCUCCGUCCAAGGCAGCAGCGAGGCCAAAGGGAUUUGUCGAGGAUGAGGCGAUUGCAGAUGGCAUCUCUGUCAGUGGACUCAAGGUCUGUGACAGGACCUUGACCUAUGUCAUGGAGACGGAAGACGCAGGCUUUGGCAACUCCUUGAUGAGAUUGUGGAUGUCGUAUGGUCUGGCGAAAGCCGAGAACCGUACUUUCUUCAUCGACGACACGAGAUGGCCCUACGGCAAAUACAAAUCCUACUUCCUCCCUCCCCCCACCGCCUCGUGCGCUCCCCCACCCCCCUCCCACAUCGUCCCCUGCCCACACACAGCCUCGCACCUCAUCGUCUCGGGCGCGACCAUCAGGCAAACCUUUGGCCACGCCUUCACCAACGAAUGGGAAGACGCCACCAAAAUGCGCGUCGCCCGCCAACGCAAAAUCUUCGGCCUCGCCCGCACAGGCUACGAAGCCCUGUUCAAACUGCGCACUGACGAUGCCGCCUACAUCGACCAGCGCGCCCUCGACCUCUACCAGGACGUGCAGCAGCAAGGGGGGCUCAGCAUCGCGAUCCAUGUCCGACACGGGGAUAAACACCCGUAUGAAUACCAGUACUCGAAAGACUAUAUCCCCUUAUCCCACUACGUCGACACAGCCCGAGACCUCUACAUUGACCUCGUCGAAAACAAAAGACAGUCUGGGUGGAAGCGCAAACCCAACAAAUCCAACGACGACAACGUGAACAACAACAAAAACAACAUUGACAUCCUAAACCUCCAUCCCAGACACCCCCCGGCCCCCAUGAUCCUCGCCUCCGACGACCCCCUCGUCUAUCUCACACCCGACCUCGGCACCGCCUCCCACCGCGCCCAGGACCGCAUCGUCCUCGCCACCAAAGCCGCCAUCGAAGCCAACGCUCCCGGCGCCAAAAAGUCCCCCUGGAUCGACGAGAUCACGGGCUGGGAAGGCGGGUUUUACCGCGACGUCUUCUUCAGCCUGGGCCAGCCUGUUGGCAAUGCGGGGGAUUUGGCGCGCGUGUCGCCGGCGAGUGAUGAUGGCGCUGCUGAUGCGGAUGCCAAGGAUGUCGCGGUCCCGGAACAGGCGAUGAAGCUGCGUGAGUUGGUUGGGCGUGCGUACCUGCUUGAUUUGAGUGUGCUCGGGCGCGCGGAUAGUGUGGUGUGUGGGGUUGCGAGUACGAGUUGUAGGUUGCUGGCGGUGAUGUUGGGGUGGGAGGCGGCGAUUGAGCAGGCGAGGUGGAGGAACGUGGACGGCGGGUUUGAGUGGAGGGGGAUUGUAUGGUGA